AUGGGGUUGGGAACCACUGGCCUGAGGCAUACUGAUUGGACUAGACCUCAGUCCCUCAGUUCCACAGCCAAAGUCGUGCGCGCCAUGUUCCAAGGACCACCCCCUCCGGACGACCUAUCUAUCAUCGUCAGAAUAGAUAGACACAGCGUCAAGGCUUUCGUCCAGGGCGUGCCGGUAGACCUCAGCGGCAAGACGGACCUCAUGGACGCGAGCGGAAGCCGGCGAGCGUGGCGCCCCCACCCGCGAUCCGUGGGCGUCCUGGUGAUUCACCCGACGACCGCCCGGAUCCUCCGCCGCUACGUCCACCCGCCCCACGCCCGCGCCGCCUCUCUGCGGGCGUUCGUCGAGGCCCUGCAGCCGGGGAGGGUGGUGCUGAUGGUGGGCGUGGUGAGUUGUGAGUGA
Penaeus vannamei (Pacific white shrimp) is the source of this 402-nucleotide messenger RNA. The record is from RefSeq and is a predicted model, not a curated record. NCBI's taxonomy places the organism in Eukaryota, Metazoa, Arthropoda, Malacostraca, Decapoda, Penaeidae.